AUGCGGAUGGAUGUUAAGUUUGCAAUUGCCAAUGUGCCUAAAGAAGAGGUCCCAGACCCCGAUGCACGCGUGGACAAGGCAGAUGCCUUUUGUUCUGUUGGCUCUGAGCUCUUCUGCAUUCCUCCCACGUACGGUCUCGUAUCUCAUUGCCUGUUGUCGCUCUCCAACUACCCAGAGGUAGACUCCGGAGGAGGAAGCGUGGGGGAAAGCACCUUUUGUUUUCCACAGAGAAAUGAGCAAUCGGUUAAUUCGGAAAACUUGGGAGCCUCACCCUCGGAAACAAAACAACCUUUCAUUUCUGGCAUGCCAGGUGGCACCGCUUUGUUUGAGGAUGAUUCAGUGAGGACACGGGGGAAAGCUUCCCCCGCGGGGACCGACGGCGGGCGGGCGGGCACCCCCGAAGCCCCUCAGGAGGGCGGGAGUGCCCCAGGGGCGGCCAAGUUCACAGCCGGAGGGGCGGCCGCCGCAGCCGCUGCCACCGCCUCCCUCAGCGCCGGCGACGCCCGUUGGCCCUUGCGGCGCCCGCACGCGCCCGGCGCGCCGCACCCCGCGCCCCCUCCCGCGGAGCGCGCCCGGUGGGCGGCGGCGGCCCCUCGAGGCAGCCCGGCGCGUCCCCGCCCGCCGCCGCCGCCGUCGCCGCCGGGCGGGACCAUCUCUCCCCUUGGCGAAGGGGGGGGGCGCGCUCCGCCCCGUCUCCCCUCCUGGCCCGCCUCCCCAACGCCGCCGCGCAGAGCGCCCCUCCGCCUGGCGCGCGGCGUGGUCACGCCCAGCGCAGGCAUUAGCGCCCCCCCCGGUGCGGGGCGCGGGCGCUCGGGCAUCCUUUGGCACGGUAGCGGCAGUAGUGGCGGUGGCGGCUCCGGUUCGGGCUCGACCCCGGCACCUCGGAGCGCCGCGGGCGCGGAGCGGAGCGGCUCUCGGCGCCAGCCGCGCGCAGUCUGCUGCCACUCACUCUCUGCGCCGCCGGGCAGCGCCAUGAAGCCGGCGGUGCUGGAAGUAAUGAGGAUGAACCGGGUAUGCAGGAUGGUCCUGGUCACUUCCGUGGGCUCCUUCAUCCUCGUCAUCUUCUAUUUCCAAAGUAUGUUGCACCCAGUAAUGCGUAGAAAUCCAUUUGGGAUGGACAUUUGCUGCCGGAAAGGAUCCAGAAGCCCACUUCAGGAACUGUAUAAUCCCACCCAGUUGUCCAACACAGCAAUUCUCCAUCAGAUCCGACGAGACCAAGUGUCAGAUACGUGCCGAGCAAACAGCGUCUCUAGCAGGAAGCGCCGCGUGCUAACGCCCAACGAUCUCAAGCACCUGGUCGUGGAUGAAGAUCAUGAGAUGAUCUAUUGCUACGUUCCCAAAGUGGCCUGCACAAACUGGAAGAGAGUCAUGAUGGUCUUAACAGGAAGAGGCAAGUACAGUGAUCCGAUGGAAAUCCCAGCCAACGAAGCCCACGUGUCUUCGAACCUGAAGACCCUCAACCAGUACAGCAUCCCAGAGAUCAACCACCGUUUGAAAAACUACAUGAAGUUCCUCUUUGUUCGCGAGCCUUUCGAGAGACUGGUGUCGGCCUACAGGAACAAGUUCACCCAGAAGUACAACACUUCCUUCCACAAGCGGUACGGCACCAAGAUCGUGAGACGCCAGCGGAAGAACGCGACCCAGGAAGCUCUGCGGAAGGGGGACGACGUGAAGUUUGAAGAGUUCGUGGCCUAUCUCAUCGACCCACACACCCAAAGGGAAGAGCCUUUCAACGAGCACUGGCAGACUGUGUACUCCCUCUGCCACCCUUGCCACAUCCACUACGACCUCAUAGGAAAAUACGAAACGCUCGAAGAGGAUUCGAAUUACAUUCUCCAGCUGGCGGGAGUAGGCAACUACCUGAAGUUCCCCACCUAUGCAAAGUCUACGAGAACUACUGACGAAAUGACCACAGAGUUCUUCCAGAACAUCAGCUCCGAGCACCAAACGCAGCUGUAUGAAGUCUACAAACUUGAUUUUUUAAUGUUCAAUUACUCAGUGCCAAGCUACCUGAAAUUGGAAUGA
Molecule: messenger RNA, 2025 nt
Organism: Colius striatus (speckled mousebird)
Lineage: Eukaryota; Metazoa; Chordata; Aves; Coliiformes; Coliidae
Gene: CHST11
Product: carbohydrate sulfotransferase 11
Exons: 5
Coding region: 1-2025 (674 amino acids)
Biological process (GO): carbohydrate biosynthetic process; proteoglycan biosynthetic process
Cellular component (GO): membrane
Molecular function (GO): sulfotransferase activity
Source: RefSeq, a predicted model, not a curated record